Molecule: messenger RNA, 1267 nt
Organism: Choloepus didactylus (southern two-toed sloth)
Lineage: Eukaryota; Metazoa; Chordata; Mammalia; Pilosa; Megalonychidae
Gene: PTPN7
Product: protein tyrosine phosphatase non-receptor type 7
Biological process (GO): protein dephosphorylation
Molecular function (GO): protein tyrosine phosphatase activity
Source: RefSeq, a predicted model, not a curated record
CCCAGCAUGGUCCAGGCCCACGGAGGGCACUCCAGAGCACAGCCGCCGACUGCGUCUUUGGGGGCAGCCAUGACCCAGCCUCCGCCCGCCAAAGCACCAGCCAAGAAACAUGUGCGGCUGCAGGAGAGGCGGGGCUCCAACGUGGCUCUGAUACUGGAUGUGCAGUCCCUGGGGGCCGUGGAGCCUAUCUGCUCAGUGAACACACCCCGGGAGGUCACCCUACACUUUCUGCGCACUGCUGGACACCCCCUUACCCGCUGGGCCCUGCAGCACCAGCCCCCUAGCCCUAAGCAACUGGAGGAGGAAUUCCUGAAGAUCCCCUCGAACUUUGUCAACCCUGAGGACCUGGAUAUCCCCGGCCAUGCCUCCAAGGACCGGUAUAAGACCAUCUUACCAAAUCCCCAGAGCCGUGUCUGUCUCGGCCGGGCGCAGAGCCAAGAGGACGGGGACUACAUCAACGCCAAUUACAUCCGAGGCUACGACGGGCAGGAGAAGGUCUACAUUGCGACCCAGGGCCCCAUGCCCAACACCGUGUCAGACUUCUGGGAGAUGGUGUGGCAGGAAGAGGUGUCCGUCAUUGUUAUGCUCACUCAGCUCCAAGAGGGCAAAGAGAAAUGUGUCCACUACUGGCCCACAGAGGAGGAAAUCUAUGGACCCUUCCGGCUCUGCACCCAGGAAGUGAAAGAGUGCCCAGAAUACACUGUGCGGCAGCUCACCAUCCAGCACCAGGAGGAGUGCCGGUCAGUGAAGCACGUGCUCUUCUCGGCCUGGCCCGACCACCAGACCCCAGAGUCUGCUGGGCCCCUGCUGCGCCUGGUGGCUGAGGUUGAGGAGAGCCCAGAGACAGGGGCCAACAUGGGGCCCAUCGUGGUCCACUGCAGUGCAGGAAUUGGCCGGACUGGCUGCUUCAUCGCCACUCGAAUUGGCUGUCAACAGCUGAAGGCCCGAGGAGAAGUGGACAUUCUGGGUAUCGUGUGCCAACUGCGGCUGGACAGAGGGGGGAUGAUCCAGACCACGGAGCAAUACCAGUUCCUGCACCACACUCUGGCCCUUUACGCAGCCCAGCUGCCCGAGGAGCCCAGCCCCUGACCCUGCCGCCGCCUGCCAGCCCAGGUGCCAACCUCCCCUCCAGCCAGGGAAGUGCCCCCAAAGGGACAAUGGGGGGAACUCCUGCAUCCCUCUGAACUUAAAGAUAGGGGCUGGCACUUACGACAGACCAGCUGUCCUGGACUUCUCCAAAACGCUCUUUGGGCACUUCCGACUCCUC